Messenger RNA from Colletotrichum truncatum, 3354 nucleotides. The record is from RefSeq and is a predicted model, not a curated record. Lineage: Eukaryota; Fungi; Ascomycota; Sordariomycetes; Glomerellales; Glomerellaceae.
AUGAAGUUCAUCCUCGUGGCUGCGCUCACGGGUCUGGCACCUCUGGUGUCAGCUCUGGGGCAGCAAUCCAUUAUUUCGUUCAAGAGCGGCACGAAUACCUUCCAAAUCGCCGGCGGGAACGUCCGGGCUGGUCAGAUUCUUGUGUCUAGCGACGACUACUGGGGUGUUAUUCGCGCUGCUGGCGACCUGGCGUUGGACUUUGGUCGUGUCACUGGCACCAAUUAUACCCUCAGCAACGGCGAGAACGGCGCAACACCUGCUGUUUACAACUUUGAACCAGUUGAUGUUAGCAAUAACACUCUUUACCGUGUGCAAGACCAGCAAUCCUUCUCCGGCCCCAAUUACACCAACCCUGCCCCCGGCAGCACCGUUGUCAUCGCUGGUACCAUUGGACACUCCAAGUUCAUCGACGACCUCGUCAAGGCCCAGAAGCUCAAUGUCAGCGAAGUCGAGGGUGAGUGGGAGGCCUUUGUCAGCCAAUUGGUCGAAGAGCCCAUCCCGGGAUGCUCUCGUGCCCUCGUGAUUGCCGGUAGCGACCCUCGAGGAACCAUCUACGGUAUCUACGACGUGAGCGAACAAAUUGGUGUCAGUCCGUGGUACUUCUGGGCCGACGUCCCCUCGAAGAAGGCUACUGAGAUCUACGUUCUGCCCGAGCGUAAGGUCCAGGGUUCGCCGUCGGUCCAGUACCGCGGGUUCUUCCUCAACGAUGAGCAGCCGGGUUUGUCUAGUUGGGUUUCAACACGAUGGAAUGACACGUGGAACAACGCCGCGCCGUACAACCACCAUUUCUACAGUCUGGUUGGAGAGCUUCUCCUCCGCCUUCGCGCCAACUACCUCUGGCCGACGCUCUGGGGUAACAUCUUCUACGUCGACGACCCGCUUAACCAGCCCCUUCUCGACGCCUACGAGGUCGUUCUUGGCGGUUCUCAUACGGAGCCGCUGAUGCGUGCCCAGAAUGAGUUUAGGACAUACUACAAGGGCCAAUGGGCAUACAACCUCAACAACAAUACGAUUGAUGAGUAUUUCCGAUACGGUGUGCAGCGUGCCAAGCCGUAUGCCCGCAACAGUCUGUGGACCAUGGCCAUGCGCGGCACAGGUGACACGGCGAUUGAGGGUAACCUGGGCAUCGAGGCUAUCGUUACUAUGCUGGAGAAGCUUGUUGACAACCAACGCAAGAUCAUUGCCGAGGGGCUUGAGAUUGAGGACGUUUCUACAGUUCCCUCGCUGUGGUGUCUCUACAAGGAAGUGCAGUCGUACCAGGAGAAAGGCCUGCAUGUUCCCGAGGACAUUACCCUCCUCUGGGCCGAUGACAACUGGGGCAACAUCCGAAGGUUGCCUCUGACCAACGAGACCGACCGCAGCGGAGGAGCCGGUGUUUACUACCACUUUGACUAUGUCGGCGACCCAAGAGAUUACAAGUGGAUCAACACUAUUCAGCUUGAGAAGACGGCAGAGCAGAUGUACCUGGCUUAUGCGCGCCAUGCCCGCCGAAUCUGGAUCGUCAACGUCGGCGACCUGAAGCCCCUGGAAAUCCCCAUCAGCCACUUCUUCGAUCUCGCAUACGACACGGAGAAAUGGGGGCCUGACAACACGCAGGAGUGGCUCAGCUCGUGGGUCGGCCGCGAGUUCGGCACUGAGCACGCCGCAAACAUUACAGAUGUCAUGACCAAGUACGGCAUGUAUGCGGCUCGCAGGAAGUACGAGCUCGUCGAGCCCCAGACGUACUCUGUCAUCAACUACAACGAGGCCGACGCCGUCUUGGAGCAGUGGGCCAUCCUCCACGAACAGGCCCAAGCCGUGUACGAUGCCCUCGACGAGGAGUACCAGCCCGCCUUCUUCGAGAUGAUCCUCCAUCCCGUUCUAGCGGGAGAGAUUCUCCACAAGAUCCAGAUCAACGGAGCCAAGAACCAGCUGUAUGCCGGCCAGAAGCGCAACCUGGCCAACGACAUCAUUGAUGAGUCCCGAGCUUUGCUGGCAGCUGACGCGAACCUUACCAUCAGGUGGAACAACCUCCUGGACGGCAAGUGGCAGCACAUUCUUGACCAGACUCAUCUGGGAUACGAUGGGUACUGGCAACAGCCUAUGAGAAACACGCUUCCAGACAUGCGCUUUGUGCAGACGGCAUUCCCUUCGCUGGGUGGUGAGAUUGGCGUCGGCGUCGAGGGUUCCAACGCCAGCGUCCAGGGAGACGACAAGUGGCACACCAACUCGGCCAACGACCUCGCCACGCCUCCCCUGGACCCGUACGGCGCGCUCACUCGCUACUUUGAGGUCUUUACCCGCGGCACGCAAGGCUGUGAGUGGACGGCCAGCCCGUGGCAGCCCUGGGUGAAGCUGUCGCAGUACAAUGGCACUGUCGGCGGCAACAACGGCACGGACACUCGUGUUCAUGUCUCGAUCGAUUGGGAAAAUGCUCCCAAGGCUCCCAACGCGACGCAGGUGUACAUCAACAUCACCACGCCGUGCCGCGGCCUGGAGAGAUAUGCCGGACCGGGACAGAGGGUCAUCAUCCCCGUGGUCAACCGAGCCGUUCCGUCCAACUUCACCAAGGGCUUCGUCGAGUCUGACGGCCACGUGUCGAUCGAGGGCCCGCAUUACCAGAACAUUGUUCAGCCGAGCAGCAGCAGCAGCAGCAAUUCGUCAUCCAACUCGAGCAAGCUCGAGUACCAUGUCUUUGAGAACUACGGGCGCACGCUCGGAGGCGUCGGCUUGUACCCGGCGGACUCGGAGAAGGUCAAGCUCGGCGAGGGUCCCGCGUUGGAGUACAACAUGUACCUCUUCACCAACAGCAGCAAGGCCAACGUCACUCUGUACAUCUCACCCACGGCCAACUACCUCGGCGACGGUAACCCGCUGGAGUACGGCAUCUCGCUGUUCCCUUCGGGCAGCGACGGGCCGCAGCCCAAGACGGUACAGCCGGUGGGUAAGACUCAGGGGCAGAACAUGCCUGACGGAUGGGGCUACGCGGUGGGCGAUGCCGUCUGGGGUCUGACUGGCAACUACACGACGACGUCGUUCAACGUGACGCAGGAGGGCGCGUACACGCUGCGGAUCUGGGCGCUUCUGCCGAACAUCAUCGUGCAGAAGGUCGUGGUCGACCUAGGCGGCGUGAGGAAGUCGUACCUGGGUCCCCCGGAGAGCUUCUUGUUGGGCCGCGACGAGCAGGGCAAAUACAACCAGACGACAUUCACGAGCAGCCCUGGCGUUGUGGGAGGUCACGGCAACCAGAACGCGACCAGGCUCGAGCAGAAGAACGACAAGGGCGACAAGAGCGCGGGUGCCAAGAUGUGGGCCAACGGCUUCACUACGGGAGUGUUGGCCAUGGUUAUGGGUGUGUUGAUGACCAUGUUCUAA